Molecule: messenger RNA, 498 nt
Organism: Fusarium redolens
Lineage: Eukaryota; Fungi; Ascomycota; Sordariomycetes; Hypocreales; Nectriaceae
Exons: 3
Coding region: 1-498 (165 amino acids)
Source: RefSeq, a predicted model, not a curated record
AUGUCUUUUCCCACUAAUGGAGAUGUUCUUUCUGUCCCUGCCUACACUGCGGAGUCCGAGCAGAACGCUGUAGAGAUCUCAUGGUCCCAGUCGUUCCGCACUCGCACCGCUCGUUACUAUGUCGUCAACGCCCAGAACCAAUCCAAAGGCAAUGCCAGUGUUUUGAUGUACAUUCAGGACCGCUACUACAAGGACUCCAACAGCAAUGAGUACAUUGGAAAGCUUCCUGGUGCUAGACAGGAGGGCAGCUCUUGGAUCGUCAACAUCAACGACCGUUUCCAGUAUGGCCAGAAGAACAAGAAUGGAGAAGGUCGCUGGGUUGCUCUCCACGAUAAGGACAACAAGCCUUACCAGCACCGCUUCCUGAUUGCCACUAUGCAAAGCAAGCUUACCGAGGCAGCCAAGAACUUGGCGAGAUCCUUUGGUGCUGGAGAGAUUGCUGAGCAAGUCUCGAAGCUUGGUGGCUCCUACAUUGGCGACUACCUUCACACCUUCUAA